This is a messenger RNA of Tupaia belangeri chinensis (Chinese tree shrew), 4497 nucleotides long. RefSeq lists its product as uncharacterized. The record is from RefSeq and is a predicted model, not a curated record. The transcript has 7 exons. Lineage: Eukaryota; Metazoa; Chordata; Mammalia; Scandentia; Tupaiidae. Bases 49 to 4497 code for a protein of 1482 amino acids.
CGCGCAGCUAGUCGAGAGGUGGCGGGCCCCUGGCGCCCCGCGGCCACCAUGCUCAGCGUCGUGCACUUCCUCCGGAGCUUCUUCAAGACUCCAGAGCCAGGUGCACACCUGCCAGGUGAAGGUGAGAUAGAAGAUAACCAGCUGCCCCUAUCCCCUGCAGAACCAGACAGGCAGAGAUGGAGUCAGGAAACAGACCCCAACGAUUUUGAGACACUGUCUCACCAGAGUGAAAGUCGAUCAGACACAAAAACUGACCCCUUUGAAAGUGCCUCUGAGACAGAGUCCCUGCAGGGUGACCUCACUGAGGGAGUCUGCCUCCCACCAAGUGGUCCUUCUGUAGAUGGAGAAGCAAGCUGGAAAUGUCCUGAUGCCUCAGCUUCUAGCCCUGCUCCAGAGCAGCAUGUGGCCUGUGCCCAUGGUCUUGGUGCAGAGGAAGGACUGGAUCUGACUGCUGGCUUCAAGGUAGAGUCUUGCAGAAAUGAGUGUCGAGCCUUCGCUGCAGUCACUGGAGACGUGGAGGCACAACACCUCUGGAACUGUGUGACCAGCCUGGAGCAAGAGUCUUUGUUGGCAAGGGAUCCCCAAUGCCCCCGGUGCUGCUGGCGGGGUGCCAGAGAGAGCCCCAGUCCCCAAGCAGCACAGGUGCUGACUGUUCCAUACUGCAGGGGCCUCUUGGGAGUUUCUCUUCAGAAAUCCAGGUCUGAGAGCUGUCUGAGCCACCCAGUGGUCUGGCCCUCCCCUCUUGGCUGCUAUAAACUGAGUCGGAGUUGGACGCAUAUCCACAACAAAGUCAGGGCAACAGUGCCCCCUCCAGGAGGCCCACUGGACAGUGCAUCCCCUCUGUGGGCUGGAACAAAAGAGGAAAGUACUCCAGGCCUCUCCCUAGACACAGACUUGCUCUGGUCCCAGCCCUGUGCUCAAGACCCCUGUUGGUAUCCCUUGCAGAAAUCUUACCCAUGCACCAAGCUUCACCAUAGUGCCCCAGAAAAUAUCGGUGACAAAGAUCGGGCAUCCCCAGGACCCCACUGUUGGCCCAUGAGGACCUUGACUAAGGCCCAUUCCGAAACAGAGUUUUUCUUGGGUUAUCCUGAGGGUCCCCUGUGGCAGAACUUUGUGAAGUCUGGGGCCCAGUUGGAGGAAGGAACAGAAACAGAAAGAACUCCAAAAACACAGAGCACCUUCCCCCAAGCGCCCACCUGGCAGUCUCCUUUGCUUCCAGCUCCUCACCUGCAGGAUCACUACGAACCCAGUGGCUUUAGCUUGGAAAGGGCCUCUCAGGACACACCCUCUGCAGGUCUCCAGCGGGAAAACCAGUUGGGACAGAAUUCUAAGUCGUGCCCAGUCUCUUCAUGCCUGCCUUCAGAGUUGAAGAAGCUGGGUGCGCAGGAAGUGGCGGCGCCGGCCGUGGGCAGGUCAGAACAGAGCACCGGGAGCAAACCGGGAGAAUCCUGGGGCACCCGCCCUGCACCCAGCGCUGCCGAUGUGGGAGAUGAAGGAAAGCACCUUCCAGACAUUGCUGUGGAGGCAGGAAAUCAAACUAGUAAGCGCACAUCAAAGUACAUUCUCAGUGGAAAAAGAAAGCCACUCAGUGUGGCCAAGUUCCCACGUCAUUCUAGCAGUGGUGGAACCCGUGUGUGGAACAGAGACUUGAUGGGUGGUUCCGAGGUGGGUGACAGUGCAGAUGCCCCGGAGACCACCCUGAAGUCAAGUGCAACAGACACUUCAAAGGACCCAGAAGAGGCAAUGGUUGUAGACCCCGCCUGCAGGAAGAAUGCCCUGCAAAGUCUCUGGGGAUUCACAAAAGCCAAAGUGUCUGGAUGCAGCACCUGGGACCAGGUGUGUGACCAGGGGCCUGGAGAUGGCACCCUCGCUGGCGGGCAGCUGGAGCCCAGAGCAGAUGUGGCCUCCGCGGUCGGGUGCGCUCUAGUCAUUGCAGCGGUGCAGCGGACCGCCAGUGAUCUGCAGGCCAAGGGCAGCACAGUGGAUCCGCGUGCAGAAAUACAGGCCCUCCACUUUCCAGAGGAAAAGCCGGGAUCUUCCCGCAGUUCUGUCGCCAUUCGCUGUGGGUCUCCCAGGGCUAGGCAAACACUAACUGAUGGCAAUGAGAGUGAGAGUGAGCGGCCAGCAGUCCCCACACUGAGUGCUGGGGAUCACGCUACUCAGCCGGUGGACCGAACUGCAGAGCCUGGGCGUGUUCUGGUCUCCCGAGCGUCUUCGAAAGAAACGCUGAGCACCGAGAAGCUCUCAGAAGAGAAACCGCCCCCGGAGAGCCAGAGCCCUGAGCUAGAGGGCGCGCACCCGACCCAGGGCCUCUCUGCCGCGGCGAGUUGGGGGCUGCAGAGCCGGGAGCUCAGGCCAGGGGAACUAGGCGCGGAGAACUCAGAGCUCCCGGGAGCAGGGGUCAGUGAGGCCCCCGAGGGCGGCGCUGCUGGAGCCUCGGCGGGAGGGCGGGGCGCCCCAGCCUCGGCCGGCGCCCACGCGCUCCAGCCGCCCGGGCAGACCCGCGAGCUUUGCAAAGCAGCGCACGAGCCAGGGAAGAGCCCGGUGUUUCCCAUGGUGACCUCCUUCAGGAAAGGCAGGCUCUCGGCCACAGAGAGCUCUGGAGAGGGCUCCGACCCCCGGGCGCCCGGUGCCCUGACCCCGACCUUGGAAGGCAGCACCCUGGCUAAUUCCGGCCCCGAGGAGGAGCUCCCGGCGGAGAGUCGCACCGCCGAGGCGGGCUGGGACCCGGCGUCCCCCAACCAUGUGGGCGGGAGCGCUGCUCCUGAGAUCGUCUCCUCCCGCGCAGGCAGAGCGGCCGUUGGGCCGAGAGAAGUGGAGGACGUGGGGACACCAGGAGACCCCAGUAGCCGAAGGCCUUCCUCAGAAAGCUGCACCUCAAAGAGACUCAAAACAACGGAGAAAGCGUUCAGGGCAAAGUUGGCCUUAGCUCAUAAGACUUUUUCCAAUUUUUUUGAGUCAAAAGUUGUAGAAAAAGAGAACACAGAUGAGCGUGCUCUGGGUUCUCUCAAGGGCGAGAAGGAGAAGGGCAGGUCGCGCCAGAGUUCCUGGCGGGCAUUGCUGAGGAGCAAAGACGCAGAAGGCCCCAAGCGAGCCCCCUCUGUGAGUCGGCUGCCAGGACCACAGGUCCCGAAUCCCCUGGACCCACCCCCACAGGUGACCAGCAGCCAUUCGGAGGAGUCCGCUGAGAAUAAGAACUAUGGUUUCAGAGAUCUCUGGGGACCUCCGCGGCCUCCCACCCCUUUGUCGCCCAAUGGUUUGAUCUCUCCAGAACAUAGGAGGAAAAGUGAACCAACCAUCAAAUGCACAGCCUCCCCGGAAGGCGGUAGGUACCUACCCACAGGCAUCUUUCCUGAAAAGUCCUGGCUGACGUCCCCCACCAGCCCUGGAGCCCAGCAGGCUGGCAUCAGCCGCACCCUGCCCUCCGGCUCUGCCUGCUGCUUGGCGGAUGAAAACCAGGGCAGGCCCUGCAAGCCCCUGAGCCCCAAGCCCCUGAGCCCCAGGCCUGGUGUCCAGCGGGAGGAUCUCCACUACCCUGGCAGGGGGACCGCUAUCUCCAUGGUUUCUCUCGGAAGCUACAGCGAUGUGGACGGCAGUUCUGUGGUCCCUGGAAGGCCCAAGAUCCCCAAGGCCCGGACAAGCCUCCUCCUUUCUCUGCAGACAUUAAACCAGGAGGACCAGAAGGAAGACAGUGAGAAAAGAGGCCAUCUGCACCUCGGGCUGAGCGCAGCGCCCUCGCUCAGGGACCUUCCUGGGAGUGAGAACCACGUGCCUUGGGAUGAGCCACCAGGGAGGAGACCCAGCUGCUUCUGCGGCCAGAGAACCUUUCCCUCAGAGUCAGCUCAGAGGCAAUUCUCCACUACCAACAGGGUGACGCACGUCCUCCCCUCUGUGUCUACAGAGGAUGCCCCCAAAGAAGUUCCUUCCCAGCCCAGGAGCACCCCUCAGCACUCAUACAUCAGCCGGGAUGAUCUGUGGCUGGAGAAGACCCAGAGAAAGAAGUUGGAGAAGCAGGCCCAGCUUGUGCACGCAGGGUCAGUGCUCAAAGACCAAGACAAAGAUUGGAGGAAGAUGAUCAUUGCCUCCCCAGAGUCUUUCAAUGUCCUCAGAAGAAGCCAUCCUCUCUCCCAGAGUGCCCCAAUGGUAUUGAACUACAUGAGCUGGCCAGAGCACGUGCCUGACACACAGAAGAGUUGGCUGGGCCUCAGCCACCUCUCAUCUAGCAACAGGCAACUGACUGACUUAGCCUUUGGCAAUGGGGCAGGAUGGGAAAGAAAGCCCUGUGUCAUCAUGGGCUGCAGGAGUAUGCGCAGCGGCGUGGUGUGCGGCGGCCGCGGCGGCAGUGGGGGCAUGCGCGGCGCCCUGUCCCGCGCCUGGAGCCUGGAGAGCCUGCGCUCGGCCACCGCCGUGGUACUGCCGGAGAAAAAGACGUUGGCCCUAGAAUUAGCCCAGCGAGGCAGUCCAGAGUGGUUAGUGAAUGACAGCCACCUGCCCUAG